Molecule: messenger RNA, 1712 nt
Organism: Podospora pseudopauciseta
Lineage: Eukaryota; Fungi; Ascomycota; Sordariomycetes; Sordariales; Podosporaceae
Exons: 2
Coding region: 936-1712 (258 amino acids)
Molecular function (GO): acyltransferase activity, transferring groups other than amino-acyl groups
Source: RefSeq, a predicted model, not a curated record
CUUCUUCCCGGGGCGGUGUCACGGGUCAACCCAAGCCACGGAGAAAAGAGACGAUCCUUCUGAUCGGGAUCUGCCUGAAGGAUUUGCCAUUUUUCUUGAGAUGACCAUCAUCAUCAUCAUCACGCGGGCCCUGAUUCCGGAGUUUUAUGAUGCUUUAGGAAGGAGGGAUUCUCUCACGGCAGUCACGGCUACGUUAGCACCCCUACAGCUGCUUGGUUGUUGUUGUUGUGUUGUUGCGAGAUCCAGUUCCACUGUCACUUCGUGGGUGAGUAGGUGAGGUCUCAACAAACCGGAAGGGAUUCCACCUAUGGAGUAUCCCCGCAAGCGUACCAUCAGGAGGCACCUACCUAGCGUAGCGAUCAUCACAUCUUCAUCAUCCCCCACGCGGCGGCGGAGGAGGUAGGUAGGCAUUCAUAUCGGCUAUGUUGACGCGGAUUCUCUGUUGGCGAUGCAGCAUCUUACCUCCGAGAUGCGGUAGUUUUGCGGCAUUACCCGUCACUAGGGGACCUGGAAAGGUGAAGUGAUCGGCACUGUACAUUUCUCUUUUCAGGGCGGCAAUAUGCUGUUGUGGGUUAUAGUAGAUGAAUUUGCAAACGCCGCUUACGUUUUGUGAGGUGCGAAAAGGGAUCUGCGGUUCGGUGAGGGUGAGGUUGCAUCAAGGUAACGUGCACACAGGAUAUGCGGCGGUUGCGGUCUUUUGAUGGUGAGGAAUGGGGUAGGUAGAGAGAGGUGAGACGAGUAAGACGAGUGAGGGCCUCGAUGGUCCGGGGAGGGGGUUGAUAUAUCUUGUGCUUCUUGUAUGCUUUUGUCGCGGUGUGUUGAGUUGAGGGUGUUGUUGUUCUGUCUUGGUGUUUGUUAGUCUUAUACUUCACCUUGUGUUUAUACCUCUUAAACAUUCCUCCACAUAUUACGGUAAGAGAGACAAAUCGCCCAAAAUGCCUUACCUCGUCCUCCCUGCCCUCAUCCCCGACAUCCGGCCCUGCUACGACGCCUACUUUGCCGCCUUCAGCACCGACCCCUCCGGCUCUAUAUUGCUCGACAUCCUCUUCCCCUCGGGCGUCACGUCCGACGAGUUCCGCAAGGCGCACACCAACGGCACCCUGCAGUGGUGGCACACCUCCGAGACGCAGUACACCUACAAGUGUGUCGACUCGGAGACGGGUGAGAUCAUCGGUAUGGCCCUCUGCGACGUGUUUGUCAAGCCUAGAACAGAAGAGGAGCGCAAGAUGCCAGAGAUUGGGUGGCUUCACGGGGAGCAGAGGACACGGGCGGAGAGGGUGCUGGACGGGCUUUGGGGUGCGAGGGAGAGGAUUAUGGGGGGAAGGCCGUAUGUUUACAUCCACGCUUUUGCCGUUGACCCCAAGCACCAAGGCAAGGGAGCUGGCUCUGCUCUUGUCCAGGCCAUUGUUGACCUCGGAAACACUAUCGGGCUGCCCAUCUACCUCGAAGCGACGCCCACAUCGGAAAACGUGUACUUCAGAAAGGGCUUCAGGAGAGUCCCCGCGGAGAUAGCCCAGGUGGUUCACGAGGCGGCCGUGUUGGGGACCAAAGAGGACGUGGAGGUACCGCUCAUGGUGAAGCUGCCGCAGGGUGUGUAUGAAGUCAAGGUUGAUGGGAGAAAGCUGGGGGAGGUGUGGGCGGAGUGGCAGGAGGAGAGGAAGCAACAGCAGCAGCAGCAGCGCCAAGAACAGGUUCAACAACAACAACAAUAA